Molecule: messenger RNA, 1188 nt
Organism: Prorocentrum cordatum
Lineage: Eukaryota; Dinophyceae; Prorocentrales; Prorocentraceae
Source: the annotation of a GenBank genome assembly
AUGCAGGCGCAACGGCCCGUGCCGCCAGUGCUGGCCGGGCAGUGGCAGGCGUCGCCGUGCGGCGGGGCGGCCCUGGCGGGAAGCGCCACCGACGCCGAGGAGGACGUGGAGCUGGAGGAGUUGCAGCAGCAGCAGACUAGCGAGGAGCCGGAGGUGCAGUGUACCUACAACGCGCUGCGUGUUAUCGGCAAUGGCACCUUCGGCAUCGUGUACUCGGCACACAUCCCCGAGACAGACGAGACCGUUGCGAUCAAGAAGGUGUUCGUAGAUCGCCGCUACCGCAAUAGAGAGCUUCAGGUGUGGGAGAAGAUGCGCCAUCCCAACAUCGUGACUCUGAAGCAUGCUUUUUACACCUCAGGGGAGUCUCACGACGAACUCUACCUGAACAUGGUCAUGGAGUAUGUUCCGGAGACGGUGUAUUGCGUGAUGAAGCGGCACGGCAAGCAGAAGUUGGCGAUGCCCAACAUCCUCCUGCAGUUAUACACGUACCAGGCCUGCCGCGCGCUUGCUCACCUUCGAGCCAGCGGAGUGGUGCACCGGGACAUCAAGCCGCAGAACCUGCUGGUGGAUGCGUCCAAAGGCCACCUGCUGAAGCUGUGCGACUUUGGCUCCGCGGCCAAGCUGGGGCGAGGCAGGCCUGCCCUCGUGGCCUACAUCUGCUCGCGGUACUACCGCGCGCCGGAGCUGAUCUUCGGGGCAACGCAGUACACGACGACGGUGGACCUGUGGUCCAUCGGCUGCGUCCUCGGGGAGAUGAUCAGCGGGCGGCCCCUGUUCCCAGGAGAGAGCGGCGUGGACCAGCUCGUAGAGAUCGUGAAGGUGCUCGGGACCCCCUCCCGGAGGCAGGUGCUGGCCAUGAGCCCCGCGCACUUCAACUUCUCCGCCCCAGCGAUCCGCCCGUGCAGCUGGAGGGCGGUCUUCCGACGAGACGUGGGCCUCAAGUUCAUCGACCUGCUCGCCGCCUUCCUCCAGUACGACCCAGAGGCACGAAUUCAGCCGCUCCAGGCGUGCGCCCACCCGUGCUUCGACGAGCUGCGACAGGAGCACGCGCUUGUCGAGGGCACGCCGUUGCCUGGGGACCUCUUCCGCCUGACCCCACGGGAGGAAAAGGCCUGCCCCGCGGCGCUGCGGGAGCGGCUGGUGCCCGCCUGGCACGCAGCGGCGGGGGCGGCCGCGGCGGCCAUCUGA